Molecule: messenger RNA, 1745 nt
Organism: Bemisia tabaci
Lineage: Eukaryota; Metazoa; Arthropoda; Insecta; Hemiptera; Aleyrodidae
Gene: Dus4
Product: Dihydrouridine synthase 4
Biological process (GO): tRNA processing
Molecular function (GO): flavin adenine dinucleotide binding; tRNA dihydrouridine synthase activity
Source: RefSeq, a predicted model, not a curated record
UAGCAUCCUUAUCACUCGCGACACCUGGCGACACGCACUUCUUAUCUGCUUCGCGGCAAUUCAUAGGGGCAUCGAGAGCUUUUGAGGUAAUUUUACUGACGAAGAAUAGUUCAUUGAUAUGGUGAAUAAUUUGCGAAGAGAAAUUUCGAUCUCUAAAGAUUUUACCUUAUUGGGAUGAAAAAUGCAGUUUUGUCAUUGUUUGAAGACAAGGAGUAUGUCAAAGUAUGUGCUCCUAUGGUUCGAUAUAGCAAAGUGCAGUUUCGGAACAUAGUUCGCAAGUAUGGGUGCGAUCUAUGUUUUUCACCUAUGAUCGUUGCAAACUCAUUUGUACAGUCUUCAAAAGCCAGAGACAUUGAAUUUACUAGUUAUGAUGGUGUCCUCAGUGAUCGGCCACUCAUUGUACAGUUUGCUUCCAGCUGUGUAAAAGAUUUUGUCGAUGCUGCGGAAUUUGUAGCGCAGCACUGCGAUGGUAUUGACUUGAACUGUGGCUGCCCUCAAAAAUGGGCACUGAAAAGUGGGUUUGGCUGUGGUCUGCUCAGUCAACCAGAAAUCAUCCAUGAUUGUGUGAAACAGCUGCGUAACAGACUGCCUGAACACAAGACUGUGUCUGUCAAAAUACGCUUGUACGAUGAUGUGCGGAAAACAGUGGAACUUGCUCAGAGUUUAGAGGCUGCUGGAGUCUCCUUGUUAACAGUCCACGCUCGUACUCCUGAUCAGCGGUCAGAACCAAUUAAUAUGGAUGCCUUAAUAGAUGUUCGGAAAAGUGUCUCAAUUCCUGUGAUAGCCAACGGAGAUGUGAAGUCCCUUGUUGAUGCUGACUACCUUCACAAUGCAACCAAUUGCCAAGGUAUCAUGGCAGCUCGCGGAAUCCUUCAAAACCCUGGGUUGUUUGCAGGCCACAAGAUCACCCAAUUAUGUGUCAUCGAAGACUGGCUGUCGAUGAAACACCCAAACUUCUUCAUCUUUCAUAAUCAUCUGGUAUUCAUGUUGACGCAAUUGCUAACAAGAGCGGAGCGGAGGGUUUUUAACUACCUAAAAACUGCAGCUGAUGUGGUAGAAUUCAUUAAAAAUAAAUUCGGUAUUGUUCCUAAAAACGAUUUUAGUGUUUCUUUGCUCAAACCGGGUGCUGUGUACGAUUCAGGGAAGUUCUUCCUCGAACACUUGAAAGAAACUGAAAAUGGACCUGAAGAUUCUGAAGAGAGCCGAGACUAUUUUGAAGGAAUCAGUGACUUAUAUAUCUAAUUUCAAAGUCUUCAAAUGAACCACCUCAUCAUCAAGCUGUUUUUCAGUUAUGUCAUCAAGUCUCCGCCUAUUUGUAAAACCGCACCAAAUUGACUUGUUAUAAUCAGUUGUUUAAUCUCAUGAAAGAUUUGGUCUCAAUGUCAGACAGACUGAUGUACUUUUUUCAGUUUUUUACACCUGGAAUUUUUUUUAAAAUUCCCAAGCACUAUGUUAUUUUCAUUCAUAUUUUUAUGAUAACAGUAUAUCGAUGGUGAAAGUCGGCAAUCACAUAACUCGAUUUUUGACGGUUUUGAGUUAGCUGCAGAAAUGAAGUGUAGAAGAUGCCCUUUACCUACUAUCAAAAUAUUUCAGCCGAAAAAAAUCUGGAAGUCACCUAAAAACGUAGAACUCAAAACACAUAUCUUGGCGUUAAUUCCAAUAACACAUAACUCGUGCUGUCGCGCCGCAUUUUUACACAAUGCGCGCUCUCCCGGGAAGAACCGUGAGCAGUUUAGGAGGGAAAA